Messenger RNA from Penicillium verrucosum, 921 nucleotides. RefSeq names its product fungal specific transcription factor domain-containing protein. Gene Ontology annotation, biological process: positive regulation of transcription from RNA polymerase II promoter by galactose. Gene Ontology annotation, molecular function: RNA polymerase II cis-regulatory region sequence-specific DNA binding; DNA-binding transcription factor activity, RNA polymerase II-specific. Bases 1 to 921 code for a protein of 306 amino acids. NCBI's taxonomy places the organism in Eukaryota, Fungi, Ascomycota, Eurotiomycetes, Eurotiales, Aspergillaceae. Gene Ontology annotation, cellular component: nucleus. The transcript has 3 exons. The record is from RefSeq and is a predicted model, not a curated record.
AUGGAGGAUCCGAACCAUCAGCGUUUGGCGAGGAAUCCAGGCCAGCGCACUCGGCGCCCUCGGGCAGCUCGUGCCUGCGAUUACUUUCGAGGUGUCGAAUGUGUGUACAAGGGUCAGAAUAUGUCCAGGCUUCGGGUCACGCCAGACUACGUGAAGAAGCUUGAGACUCAGGUGAAGGAUCUCUCUUCCCGCAUCGAGGCCUAUGAAGCAACAGGAGCGAAAACAAUCAGCGGUAAACCGACAGGGACAACUUCCGGGAUUUCUACUCUGGAUCACGACCCUACACAGCAUCCCGGGAUCAACCACGAUGAUUAUCCAAUGCAAAGUCGCACAUCGCCCUGGGAGAGUGGUCAACAAGAACUAUCAGGUGUCAACUCACACACUCGAGAUGUUGAGUUCUACGGCAGCUCAUCUUCUGUGGCUCUUCUCUCUCAAAUCCAGCGCACUGGGGAUGAGUCUGAAGGAGGUGACGCGAGUUCUCUUCUUUCCACCUUGCACAAUCCUGCCUUUGGGCCAGCAAAAUUUGAAACAACUCGUAAAAGCUACAGGGAGAUCGACUACCCAAAUACUUCAAGCUGGUUCCCACAAUGUCGUGGGUUUUUGGAGGCCUUCUUCACCACUAUCCACUAUGUCCACCCCAUUCUCAACAAGCCUACCUUUUUGCAGCGUUGUGAGGUGCUGCGUUCUGGAAGCGAAGCUGAUGGCCUGCAGCUUUCAAGUUUCACGGCUCUGUACUUUAGUGUUCUCUCUUUGGGUGCGCUCGUGGGUAUAAGAGAUGAUGAGCCUAUCGAUGGCGUCGAUAAUCUGCAAUGGAGCCGCAAAUUCUUCGAGAAAGCCAAAGCCUGCUGCAACCAAAUAGGAAUGGUGACAGACCUUGAGAUGACUCAAUGUUACUUCAUGCUUGUAUAUCUCUCCAUUUAA